Molecule: messenger RNA, 3252 nt
Organism: Saccharomycopsis crataegensis
Lineage: Eukaryota; Fungi; Ascomycota; Saccharomycetes; Ascoideales; Saccharomycopsidaceae
Gene: EBS1
Product: Ebs1p
Exons: 1
Coding region: 1-3252 (1083 amino acids)
Molecular function (GO): protein binding
Source: RefSeq, a predicted model, not a curated record
AUGUCUUUUAAGUCGACAGUUGUAACUUUGGAAUCUCAACUAGCCGUGCUUUUGAAUGAGCAAUUUAUUGAUGAGCCGACAUGGUGUGGAUUUUUGACUUACACACAUUCAAAAUUUUUGACAUGCAUCAUGAACGGAUUGACUGAAGAAGUUGAAGACCUGGGACUGAUUUCUUGGAAAGAUGUUCUGACCCAAAGACCAGAUCAACUAUUGGAAUAUAUCUGGAAUAGCUGCCAUAGCAAAAUCUUGAGAUAUUUCCAUCUUCAGUUCCAUCAUCUCAAGACUAAUCAACUUCAGAAUUUUAAAGUUGAUGAAGACCAAGAUGAUGCUGAUGAUAAUGACGAUGAAGAUGAAGAAGAUUUGGAUGAAACUAAACAGGCUAGAAAUAGAGUAGGUUACGCAACUUUCAAGAAAGUUUACGGAAAGUAUACGAAAAUCAAUAAGAUGAUCGUUGGCUUUUAUCUUACCUUGAUUGAACAUAUUCUCAAGAAUUACAAUAUUAGUGACCGCUUAUUCCCGGAAUUUUACAAAUUCUAUAGAAUCAAUUAUCCUUUGUUUGACGCUAAUUCCCCAAAAUCUAAGGCGAAUCCUGCACCUAUUACAGACCAGAGAAUAGUGAACGUGUUGAUAUAUUUCUUGCACAGAAUAUGUUUUUUCCAAGGAACCCUUUCACGUUACAGAACCCUUUUCUAUCUUUACAUCCUCUCAUCUUCAGUAAACGUAUUGAAAAACAAGACUAUUAUAUCGGGUAAAGCCAUCACUAUUCAUAACGGUGCUAAUGAUGGUAGCCGUUUUAUUAGGUUUGAAACGUUUGAUAAAUCUAUUGAGUAUUUCAAUUUUGCUAACAAAGUUCUACCAGGCUUCAGUGAUCCACUAAGCCAUAUCGGGAUGAUUAUGAAUAGUUAUGGCAGCAUCACUAACGCCAAUAUCUAUGCAAUCUUAGCUUCGUUCAAUAAAACUACUAUCCCUAAUUCCGGAAGAAUUGUUAAUGGCGAUAAAUUUGAAGCAGUUUAUUAUUUCAUUAGAAGUGUUAACCAAAAAUCUGGGACUAAACUGUCUAUGAUUGAUAUUCAACGCAUGUUGUCAACCGAAAACGAAAUGAACUUAGGAGAAUAUUUUUUAAAUGCGUUUACCAAGUGCCAAGAAAUUGAGCAUUCAUUGGUUAAUGACUCCAGUAUAAUUGGUGAUAAUCAGAUGAACGAUAGAAUCACAAGAAAUAAAUUGUUGGAACGAGUGAGUAAGACUUACUUUUUGUUAUUAUUCAGCUGGUACUUUUACGGGAAAAGUUCAGUAUUCAAUGAAAUGGUCCAAAGAUUGAAGCAGAAGAAACAAAUCAAUGUGAAUGAACAGCUUAAAUUAUUGAAGUACAGUCUUUUCAAUAUAAUUAAGAGUGGGUUACAGAUUAGUGAAAAGAAUGUUCUGGUUUUGGAAAAACAAUUAGUCAUUUUGAUUGGCGGAUUCCAAGUGCUCUUGGAUAUGGAUGAGAUCAAUAUUUCCAGAAAAACUGCUUCGGCUGUCGCUUCUGUCAGUGGUCAGACACCAAAUGGCAAUAACGAGCCUUCAAAAAUGAAAAUUAAAGAUUUCAAAUUGCUUUCUCCAGCAACCCAACAAUAUUUGAAAUUUGUUUUCCAAUAUAUCGUGGAAAUUCUCAAUGUUUUGAUUAUAGAUCACAAGAAAUUUUCUUUGAAAGGCCCUCUCUCGUUGGAACAGGAUGAGUCAGAGUUUUUAUUACAGAAUAGAAUGGGUCUCUAUUUGCCAAUGAUGAGAAUUUUCUUGAAUUGGAUCAGACCAUCCAAAUUAUUGAUCAACUACUGUCAUGGUCAAUUGAAAUUUGUUUCUAAGAUGGCGUUUAUAAUCAAUAUCAUGUAUGAUGGAUUGGUAAACCAUAAUCCAACCUACGACACCCAAAAUUCUGAAGAUAUUUUCUCGCAUCGUUGCAAACGUUUGAGAUUCUUUGAAGAAGAUGUGACACUAUCAGGUUUCAUGCCAGUGGACUCUGCGUUCAAGGAUUUUAAUGACACUUUCAUCAAAAAUGAGAGUAAGUUUUCUAAAAUGAGAAUGGUGGGCCAGUUGCCAGCCGAGGAUCCAAAAAUUAGAAAAAUGUUGAAAUUGUCGAGCAAGGGGGUUGACCCAGAAGACCCAAAGUCUGAAAUCAUUAGAAAUGAGAAAUUGUUGAGGGUGUAUGCUAUUGGGUGGUUAGGUAAGAGAUUGGUAUUUGAUAAUUCCUUCGGAAUCGAAUUUGACGAUAGUGUUAAGCAGUACGGGAAUUUAGAAAGAUAUGAGAAGGAAAUUUUUGACACCGCUGGUAAUAAUGACAAGUUUAAAGAACUUCCACAAGUUAAAUCGAAAACUUCUGAGCCAAAUAAUAAGAAGUGGAAUAAAAAGACAAAGCUAAAAAAAAAUAAGCAUGUUGAGAAUCGUUACAAAGAGAGGGAUACUGAUUUUGACGACGAAAAAAGUGUUUACGUUAGAACUUCUAGAAGAGGCAAUAAUAAUAUUAAUCCUGUCAAAAAAGAAGACGAAGUUAAUACUAAAAAUACUGAUCCGAAACCUGCUUUGCCAAAAAAUCAUUCUCCACCUUCUGCAAGCCACUUUGAAGAUUUUGAAGAUUUCGAGUCUGCUGAAAAAUCUGAUUUUGAAAGUGAAGUUGAAGAGGAGCAGACAACCGCAGUCCAAAAUAAUGAAAAUGAAGCUGCUGACAUUAGUAAGUAUCAGAGCAUGGUAGACUCUUUGUUAGGUGAUGAUUCUAUCACUUUCAGUACAUUCAAUGCAAAGGAAUCCCCCGCUAAUAUUUCUACUCCAGCGCCUGAAUCAUCAUUUGCCAAAUCAAAAGUACAAUCAACAUCUAGUAUUUUCACAAAUCAAAUUUGGUCGAAUCAUGCGACUUCUCCUAACUCAAAACCAAUGUUGGCCAGUGACUUGGAGAGUAAGCUUGUAGGGAGUGCUUCAAGAGCGUUAUCCGGAAACUCUCCUAUAGCAGCGAGUGUAAAUAACACCGAUGCAACGGCUUUGCCUAGAACUCCUACCGGGACUUCAUAUCUUAAUUACCAACAAUACUACUACCCCCCUUCAAAUGGUGCGUCAAUGUAUCCACCACCUACACCCCAUCAAUACGGUGCUCUUAAUUAUUACAAUUAUUAUUAUCCUGGUCAAACUGUUCCAUCUCAUAUUGGUACCUCAACCCAACAACCGGCGCAACCAAAUCAGCAGAAUGGUUCUCAGUUUUACUCGUAUGGUCAGGCCCCAAAGUGA